This is a messenger RNA of Hordeum vulgare subsp. vulgare (domesticated barley), 1065 nucleotides long. Its product is annotated as BTB/POZ and MATH domain-containing protein 1-like. Bases 1 to 1065 code for a protein of 354 amino acids. Gene Ontology annotation, molecular function: protein binding. NCBI's taxonomy places the organism in Eukaryota, Viridiplantae, Streptophyta, Magnoliopsida, Poales, Poaceae. The transcript has a single exon. The record is from RefSeq and is a predicted model, not a curated record. Gene Ontology annotation, biological process: protein ubiquitination.
AUGGAAGAUGCCUGCACAAACGUCACCCACGCCGCGCGCCUGGUGCAGCUGCUCAAGAUCCAAGGCUUCAGCGCCACGAAGUGCAUGACCACCUGUCGUUACGGUCACAACUACAUCCCAUCCAGAUGGACCGUCGAUGGGUACGAGUGGGAAGUCCGUAUCUAUCCUGGGAUGGCGCGAAGCUCGGACAAUCGCAAUCUGUUGGUGGCACUAACGAUUUCAUGUUGCAGCAAACCCCGCGGAUCAGGUGUGGAAGCGAGCCUAGCCUGUCGGCUGAUAGAUCCCAGCGGGAAGCUUGAACCUUCUCAAGGGGGUAGUGCGUCAGGAACCUUCUAUAACCAGGAAGAAUGCAGGGAUCUCGUGUUCCUCGGGCGUAGAGAUGAUUUGGCAGGUUAUCUCAAGGAUGAUACUUUGACCAUACAGUGCGCCAUCGCAGUACUCAAGCCCUUACCGUUACCGAGGAUCCCAGCUGAAGAGGUUCCGGUGCCAUCCUCCAACCUGCACCAGCACCUCGGCGAGAUCCUGCAGAGCAAGAUGGGAUCGGAUGUGACGUUUCUCGUAUGCAACGAGUCAUUUCGUGCCCACAAGAGCGUACUCGCCGCCAGGUCUCCUGUUUUCAAGGCCCAGUUCUUUGGAGAAAUGAAAGAGAAGAGCUCGCGGCGUGUGGAGAUCAUGGACAUGGAGCCGGAUGCAUUCAGAGCCAUGCUCCAUUUCAUCUACACCGACACGGUCCCUGAACUGGAAAAGCAAGAGGAGGCGUCGACGGUGAUGGCUCAGCAUCUGCUCGCAGCCGCUGACAGGUAUGGAGUGGACAGGCUCAAGCUGAUAUGUGAGGCUAAGCUCUCUCGUGGCAUCACCGUGGACACGGCAGCGACAACUCUGGCAUUAGCCAAGCAACACAAUUGUUCACAGCUCAAGGUCAAGUGUGGCAAGUUCAUCGUCAGAACUCCUGAAAUACUUGACGCUGUCCUGACGACGGAGGGGUAUAAGCACCUGGAGGCAAGCUGCCCUUUGGUGCUAACUGAGCUUCUCAAGUCUGUCCAUGGGAGGAAUGCGGAAUCGUAG